AUGCUCGCGUUAGAACCUGAGCAGGCGAUUCCAAAAGAGGAGCGAUUGCCGAAAGUGGAGGCGACUACAUCGCAGCGCGUACUGACACGUUCGAGCGCCGUCAGCCAAAAGUCCGUCGACGUCGUGGUGCAUCCAGACAGCUCGAACAAUCCACUGCAUAGGUCCAAACUGGCGCCGACCCGCUCCGCGUCCGAAACACAGUCCUCGAGUAAGAAGAUUCUGAACCUGAGGAAGACGAAGAACUCCUCCAUAGAGUCCACCAUGAGCCUGCCCAAUCAGAAGUCGCUGGAGAAGAAGCACGGUGGCCUGAGGCACCAGAAGGCGAUCGGUGCCCAUUCAGACAUAACGCUGAGCACGCAGCCAUCGAUAACGGACGAUAGGAAGGCGCUGAGAGAGGCGCUGUAUCAGGGUAUAUUUCAUAGGCACCGAAGAACAAUUUUCGCUGUUGGAUCCUUCCUCAGGAUGCUCAGGAGCAAAACGUCGAACUACGACUCGAUAAGAUCGGACUCAGACGAGAUA
Molecule: messenger RNA, 519 nt
Organism: Iphiclides podalirius (scarce swallowtail)
Lineage: Eukaryota; Metazoa; Arthropoda; Insecta; Lepidoptera; Papilionidae
Source: the annotation of a GenBank genome assembly